AGGAGCACGUUGGAGUUCCCACAAGACUCCAGAUCACCCACCCUAUACUCUGCAACACACACCUCCAGAAGCACCAUGACCUGCGGAUCGGGAUUCUGCGGCCGCACCUUCAGCUGCGCCUCGGCCUGCGGGCCCAGGCCAGGCCGCUGCUGCAUCACGGCCGCCCCCUACAGCGGCGUCUCCUGCUACCGCGGCAUCACCGGGGCCUUCGGCAGCCGCAGCGUCUGCGGGGCCUUCCGCUCCGGCUCCUGCGGCCGCAGCUUCGGAUACCGUUCCGGCGGCGUGUGCGGGCCCAGCCCUCCCUGCAUCACCUCCGUGUCGGUCAACGAGAGCCUGCUCGCGCCCCUCAACCUGGAGAUCGACCCCAAUGCGCAGUGCGUGAAGCAGGAGGAGAAGGAGCAGAUCAAGUGCCUCAACAGCAGGUUCGCUGCCUUCAUUGACAAGGUGCGCUUCCUGGAGCAGCAGAACAAGCUGCUGGAGACCAAGUGGCAGUUCUACCAGAACCGCCAGUGCUGCGAGAGCAACCUGGAGCCGCUGUUCCAGGGCUACAUCGAGACGCUGAGGCGGGAGGCCGAGUGUGCGGAGGCCGACAGCGGGAGGCUGGCCUCCGAGCUCAACCACGUGCAGGAGGUGCUAGAGGGCUACAAGAAGAAGUAUGAAGAGGAGGUGGCACUAAGGGCCACCGCUGAGAAUGAAUUUGUGGCCCUGAAGAAGGAUGUGGACUGUGCCUACCUGCGCAAGUCGGACCUGGAGGCCAACGCAGAGGCCCUGAUCCAGGAGAUCGACUUCCUGCGGCGGCUGUAUGAGGAGGAGAUCCGCGUCCUCCAGUCCCACAUCUCAGACACCUCAGUCAUCGUCAAGAUGGACAACAGCCGGGACCUGAACAUGGACUGCAUUGUGGCUGAGAUCAAGGCUCAGUACGACGACAUUGCCAGCCGCAGCCGGGCCGAGGCCGAGUCCUGGUACCGCACCAAGUGCGAGGAGAUCAAGGCCACAGUGAUCCGGCACGGGGAGACCCUGCGCCGCACCAAGGAGGAGAUCAAUGAGCUGAACCGCAUGAUCCAGAGGCUGACCGCCGAGGUCGAGAAUGCCAAGUGCCAGAACUCCAAGCUGGAGGCUGCAGUGGCCCAGGCCGAGCAGCAGGGUGAGGCUGCCCUCAACGACGCCCGCUGCAAGCUGGCGGGGCUGGAGGCCGCCCUGCAGAAGGCCAAGCAGGACAUGGCCUGCCUGCUCAAGGAGUACCAGGAGGUGAUGAACUCUAAGCUGGGCCUGGACAUCGAGAUCGCCACCUACAGGCGCCUGCUGGAGGGCGAGGAGCAGAGACUGUGUGAAGGCAUUGGGGCCGUGAAUGUCUGUGUCAGCAGCUCCCGGGGCGGGGUCGUUUGCGGGGACCUGACUGUGUCCGGCACCCGGCCAGUGACGGGCAGCACCUGCAGCGCCCCGUGCAGCGGGAACCUGGCAGUGAGCACCGGAAUCUGCGCACCCUGUGGCCCCUGUAAUUCCAUCACAUCUUGUGGCCUGGGCUCCUACGGCAUCAGUUCCUACGGUGUGGGCUCCUGUGCCAGCAGCUGCCGCAAAUGUUAGGCACCCCAACUCAAGCCUGACAUCUCUCCUGUGCAGCCCCAGAUGGCCCCGCCUGGCCUGGUCCAGCCCCUCCCAGCACCCACUCCCCCCACAGGGUGGAGCAAGCACUCUGCUACUUCUCUGGCACCUUGAAAGGUCUCUUCCCUCCUGGCCUCUCAUGUCUGUGAUUCCCUCUCCCUGGGCGCUGAGAAAGGCUACCCUAGAAAGAUGUCCCUUUGACGUCCACAGGAAGGGAGUCCAGGGGCAGGGAGGACCAGGACCAAUCACCAUGGGCCCCUCAAGCCUCUCCCCUUCCUCCUCUGCAGUGUUCAUCUCCGCCUUCAUCUGUGUUUCCAAUAAAUCAAUGUAGUUGA
Messenger RNA from Manis pentadactyla (Chinese pangolin), 1937 nucleotides. RefSeq names its product keratin, type II cuticular Hb1. The transcript is spliced from 9 exons. Gene Ontology annotation, cellular component: keratin filament. Gene Ontology annotation, biological process: intermediate filament organization; keratinization. The record is from RefSeq and is a predicted model, not a curated record. The coding region runs from base 76 to 1584 and encodes 502 amino acids. Gene Ontology annotation, molecular function: structural constituent of skin epidermis. NCBI's taxonomy places the organism in Eukaryota, Metazoa, Chordata, Mammalia, Pholidota, Manidae.